This is a messenger RNA of Rhopilema esculentum, 10799 nucleotides long. The record is from RefSeq and is a predicted model, not a curated record. Lineage: Eukaryota; Metazoa; Cnidaria; Scyphozoa; Rhizostomeae; Rhizostomatidae.
AUAAGAAUAUCGAGCCUCGGCAAAAAUGAUCUGGUUCUUAUUAUGAAGAGCAUGCUACAUACACAUUCUUCUUUAGCGUCGAACCUUCUUGCUUCUGAUAGAGUUGGUUGGUAAAUAGUAGUUUGCUUGCCUUUGUGUUGAUAAAAGUAGAAUGGCUUACUAGUAUUUACUGAAGUAUGAAUUUAAAAACUUGUGCAUGUGCAUGCUGUAAAAAUGGUCCAGAUUUUGUCCCCUUAGAGUUUAAAGGCUUUCAAAGUUUCAGCAAAUUAGUAAGCCACAAGGAUAUAAAAAUUUUCGAUCAAGAUUUGAACUUUUUUGUUCUGCCAGGUACGUGGCUGAGAAAUCAAUUAACAAUCAAAACCAUACCAAGAACCGUGAUCUUGGAAAGGAAAUUGUUGUCUUAUUUUUAGAAAGUAGUUUUGUAAUUUCUGUCGCUGGAACCCUAUAAAAGCUGCAUUUUUCUAGACAACAGCGAAAGCGCAAGGAACUUUGGACUUUGUUUGUAUGACAAGGCUCCAUAUUUGGUCCAAUCCUCUUUAUUGCGUUAAUCUGAGCGCAUUUUCAUGGAUUAAUUUGCUGGUUCUCUCCUUUUAAUCGCAAAUUCACUGAAACCAGCCAAAACAAUUGCUGCAGUCGUUGCGGAUAUGAAUAAAAAUUUGAUUAGCUUUAUGAACAGGAAAUGUUUGUAAGGCAUUUGAACGUAGCAUGAUGAAUAUUUUAGUGCUGGCAAUUAAAUAUAAUUAGUUUUCCUUUAAAUUUAGUUAAAAAAUUUUAGCAUAUUUUGGUUAACUUUGUCCGUUCUUCCCAUCGAGCUAAAUAUGAGAAAAUAAUAGAAUUUCCAUUUCGAUUUCGCAUUAAGAUUUUACAUUUUGGAGUUUGCAUUUCAUCAAUUUCAAAGUUAUUAACAUCGUAUGCUUUGGAACUACUCGUUAAUUUUCCACAUACACGAUGAACGUUACAAACUUCAGAUUUUUACGAAAGAAAGAUCUUUGAUCAGAUUAACCAACUGGACUUUUGUCAAGCUGAUAGCUACAUUAUUUUAUUGUUGUUGUUGUUGUUGCUUUUGUUGUCAAUGUCUUUUUGUCCAAGUAAAUAAAAUCUAGUUUCCAAUUACAAGAAAAAGAAACUAAUUAAAGUUAAAAAUAGAAUAUUUGUGUUCAACACAAACACAGGGGUAACGAAUAAGAUAUAUUGUUUCACGUUCGUAAGGUUCUAUGUGCCUGUAGACGUCGCAGCUACAUUUAAUACUGUCCAAUUCUUUAAUUAAAGGCAGUAAAGUUGUCAGCCGAUUAAAUCCGUCCAAGGCCGCAAGGGGGCUUAAGGGAGGGGGUUUGAGCCCCCAAUAACUAUCAAGCCGUAGUGGUUUUCCUUUAUAAUAGUGUACUCUCGUUCUGAUGGCACUGUCAUCUGGCAGACUGUUCCAAACUGGUGCCAAAAUUUUUGGCAGAACGAUCAGGGCCGUCGCUACAGGGAGUUUGCGGACUGUCACUUCCCUUGGGAAAAAAUUUCAUUGUAAAAACGAGGAGUUUUUUGCCAUUUUUGGAUGCUUCGCAACGAAUUUUCAGAUUUUUCGGCAUAUUAAGGAUGGAUAAUCCACUUUUGGCAAAAGGGAUUGGAGCACCCUCUACCGGAUUGGAAGACCCCCUCUUGAGCAACCUCUCUUGUGUACCCUCUCUUGGGCACGCUCCUGAGAGUGAUAAUCAUCAUGAAUUCUUUUAAGUGUCGUGAGAGCUGAGCUGAGUUCUUCUAUUUCCAAUCCCAUUUUACUGUUCUCAAAAACACAUAUGCCUGAUUCCAACAGGUGCAUUCCAGAUUGUGUUCUGAAACCGUAUUUGCUGUUGUUUGCUUAACAGCAUUCGUUAAAUGUGCCACAAACCCUAAAAGUUGUUUUUACAAAGAUUCUUCUGUUCGCUUUUCUACAAUCUGUUCCAAAUCCUCUAAAACCGUGUCAACAUUCGUAAGUGUCUUACGCAAAGUGUGAUAAUGACAUCAACUCGCUCUUAUUUCCGAGCAAUCGAUAUGCAAUCUGCCAAGGCAGGUGUUGAAUCAGGGCUGUUCUGCCUCGUAGCCGUGUUUGGUCUCUUCUGUCUUUUAAUUAACUUCGUCGUGUGUUUUUCCAAAGAACAUUAUUGAAGGCAUUUGCAUAUAAGCCAGUGUACUCGCCCUGCAGUUUUUGUCUAAUCAGUUUGCAGGCAUCAAAAUUUGGCCGCGUUGACGAUGGCUGCUUCAUUAUUUUGCUUUCUUUUUGGAGGCAUUCUUUUUCCCCUGCAAUUGGCUCUCCAACCAGAGUUUCACGGAAACGUCAAAAUUACAUCAGUGCCACAAAGGUUGAAAGCAUUUCAAGCCCCAUCAAUCCAGAAUUGUUUGCACCGAUGCCAACUUCACGAGAAGUGCAGUGUUAUCAACUACAAUGUUAUUGCUGGGAUGCAGUAUAAUUGUAUUUUUUAUAAUGCUGAAGUUAUUUCUCAGCUCAACAGCAUAAGCUCUUCCUCCAUGUCAUGGCAUCUGUAUGCGCUCUCCAAAGCAACUAACGAAAAGCCCUCCAAUACCCCGACUCCUGCAAUGUCGGUUGCCACUACUGCAGUCACGACGAACAACAACCUUUGCGAUUCAGAUCAGUUCAAAAUAGGACAGGUUGGUACAUCCAAUUGUCUGUACGAAGCAGGUGGAAAAAUUAUACUGGAAAAUAAUUGUGACGAUUUCUUUUGCGAAAAUCGCCUCGGCUACCUGAUGCUUGUGAAGAAAGCUGAAUGCCUCCGUAUCAACAAAUUUGUGAAGGUAGAUAUAGAUUGUACAACGAUCGAUGCAGAUUUCACGCUUAACACGAACGUCAGCUCCAACAUCUGGUUAAAAUAUUCGUCAGGCACCCCAAAUUGUCUUGUGGAUAGCAGUAAAAGUAUUGGACUUUCUUCAAACCCCAAUGAUUGCAUCCAGUUCGAGAAAUCGAGUGGAUAGUACUGAAUCAGUUCAGAACUCAAGACCAACACAAAUUUCAUCUAUCUAUAUUUUAAUUUAUAUCUAAGAGUCAAAUAUUGACUCAUAGAAGCAGUGGCGAAGCUGAACUCUAACUGAUGGUCGUGCCCAUUGCCCACUGCGCAGCUAAAAUGCGCCUCCGCAUUAAAUCAAAUUUCAAAGAUCUUAAAGGCACACAGAGUAGUUCUGUAAAUUAGGAAUUUCAUUCAAAGAAUGGGCAAAAAUUGGCUUUGAGGGAAAAUAGGUUUUGAAGUUCAAGACAGGUAUAAAGAAUUUAACUGACUGGCAGAAAGAUUUGAACACAUAUUAAAGAGCUUGCAGCAUUAUUUAUCUAGCCACAGGUAAAAAGCACUUAACAGUGAGUGCCAGAAAGUAUGAACUUUUUAAAUAACUUUGUGUCCUGCUAUUUUGACAGUUUUGUUGAAUAACAUUGGGUAGUCUCUAGUGUUAAAUUGACUUCUCACAGAGAUUUUAUCACUAAGAUAGAUACCUGAUUUAAGGCUGAAGUGAUUAUUAUUAAUACACUGUACACAAUGCUUGGCAAUAUUUGAAAGCCUUAGAAGAUGAAAUAUUCAUUUAAGUUGCCACUAAUCAAUGAAUUCAUCAUUAAAAAGCAGAUUAUUACAAUUUAUAAAUAGAUAGGGCAGCAUAAGCAAACAAGACAUGUUCAACAAAUUCAUUUUUUCUCAAGCAACAUCAAAAGACACAGACCAGAUGAUUUGAAUCAGAAUUGAUAAAGAAAAGCCAUGAUCUUUUAAGAGUUAUUUACAUAAAACAGGUUCUUGAGAAAAAAGUUAAGGGAAGAAAGUGUCUUUCUUAAUUUUUCUAUACGGAAAAAUGUAUUUAGAAUUAUAAACCCCUGUCUUUAGAAACGGGCACGACCUCGUCAUAUACUCCACCAGCCUUCAGCCAAUCAAAUGCUGUUUCACGUAACAGAAAUAUUAUGAUUAUGAUUACGAGGUCGUGCCCAUUUCGGAGGGCAUGACUAGCAUUGUCUUUCUCUAUUGUUGGGCACGACCAAACACAGGGUGUCCAAUCGAAGCUUCUAUUGUUGGGCAUGACCAAAUCACAAGGUACCUGGUUUUGGGCACGACCAAUUUGAAACCCUAUGGAUUCCUACUCCGCUCUAAAAGUUUUUAAUGGGCCAAGAGUUGCAGAUUCGAGUAGACUUCAUUAAAGACAUUGCGCUACUCAUUGCUAACAAUGAGCCAAUGCGCAACGCAAGCAUCCCAUAAUGCAUUUUCAGACAGUCUGAAAUCAAUUAUGGUUAAUCAGUAGAAGUUUACUGCCUUUGUUUGGAUUGUCGCCUGGAUAAUUUGCCACCCUCGCAAAGGCUCAUUGUUAGCAAUGAGUCUUUAAUGUUUCAAAAUAAACGUAAUCGAUUUGUCUCCUUUAUGCAGGUUAAAAAUUAUUUUUGGCAAUAUUGGAAAAUCUUACUUUUUGAAAUUUAUGGUCUUGCCGGGCAUGGCAGGCACGACCUUUGGCUUCGCCACUGCGUAGAAGUAUAUAAUCAUGUUGCCAAUUUUUCUUAAGGGUUUAGUUAUUAUUUUCGGUGUUCAAGGGGACAUUUGCAUGAUCUCGUUUUUUAGAGGAACUUAAAAGGGCGUGGACAUGGUCUCAGGUGCAUAUGAACAUAUGCUCGGGCCAGAACAGAACAAGAUCGAUGCAGAUUUUCUGAUUUAGUGUUAUAUUCCCUGGUGAAUCUAUAGUGUAAAUAAAGCACCCGGUAGUGUGGUUAUGACACAGCCUCGUCUUGAACUUCAGAUUGGAUUUUGUAUAGAGCAGAAAGAGUUAAGUUAAGCCUAGCGUAAACGGGCGACUUUUGUGUAUCAUAGACUGUCUUCGAGAUCAAAUCAGUCGUCUGCGCGCUACAAACACAGGACGCAAAAUCUAGUUGAUCAAAAAGCAUAUCGACAGCUUUUAAGCUGAUUUCAUGUCAAAGACAAAGCCCAACAAAUAUAAUGCGAGAGAACAUGCCAAGUAGUAUGUGGAGGGAAAAGGAGGAGGCGGGUCCAUGACUUUUUAUCUAUCUAUUUUUCAAUUUGUAUGUCUUCAUGACUAAGAGGUUCGUUUACUAAGAUUUUGCCCAUUCAGUAGUGCUCAUGAUUAAUAGGUGUGUGUUUUCGUGUUUGGGCUUAUUGUGUUUAAAACAGAUACGUCAAAGUGCCCCUUUUAAAUUUGGGCCCCUAAUAAUGACCCGUUUUCUACGUUACUGGUAACGUUGGUAACGUUUUGAAACAUUUGGAACAUCAAAGUGAGCUAAAAGUCCGCGUUCAAAGUGCACCGUCGGCACUGACUGAAGUCCGGCUAAAAGCUGUUUAGCCAGGGCUGUAAGAAUGGCUAUAUCUUAAGGAGAUAUUGAAACAACAUUUGACAGAAUCAAUUUGGAAUUUUUCUUUAAUGUAAAUAAGAUUCAACCUAAUGGACGUGAAGGGGUGAGAAAUAGAACUGUUGGCAGGAUUCAUCAGCCCCUUUUUUGGUUGUCUCUAGAAACUUUUCUUGGGUAAUGACCAAAAAUGUUGAUUUGAAAAACAAUAUGCGUGACACGUGAUCCUUAUUGGUGAUGCUAAAUUAUUUAACGUGCUCUGAAAAGGCUGUCCUCAGAGAAGGUACAUACCGGAUUCAGCUUUUUAAAAGCGUAGCUUUAAAGAAGACAGACCCUAAAAAUUAAGAUUGCCCUACACCUUCGAAGCAAAAGAGCUUUAUUCAAGCUUAUUUAUGUAACUUUUUCACUUAAUCUUUCUCGCUAGAUAAAAUCAUUUAUGACUUAAGUGUUUUAUGUUCUUGACGGAUUGAAGAUGCUGAAAAUUAGUUUCAAUACCUAAAGUCUACUGUAACUCGGGUCAUCUUGGGAAACAAUCGGAAAUGAAGACAUCUUUUGCAAGUGACAAAUAUUCUCUCAGCUCAACAUAUAAAGGGUAGCUUAAAUUUUCAGUGUUAAACAUUUUCGGAUGAAUGGACCAUAUUGUCGGGAACAUUUAAAGAAGCUCGUUGUCAGUGAAUUUCUUAUUCAAACCAUGUACCACACGGUAUUGUAAUUUGAACUUCUUCCUUUUCUUUUUUACUUUCCUGAAAGGGAACUCAUCGUGGCUCGUCCAGAUCUUUUCUUGGCUACUACCAGUGGUGCUGCUUUGCAAGGUUUUUGCUUAAAAACUAGUUAACCCAGAUAGCCCAUAUUGUGCCAAAAUCAACAAUGACAACAUGUUUCGGGUUAUUGCCAGAGCUCGGUCUUCGUUCUAUCUAGCAGUUUUAGAAUCUAUACACUUAUUUAAUGGAACAGAACCAUUGUGUGUACAGAAUGAGUUUGUUUUCACUGUAGGAUCCAUUUGUAACAUUUUCCAUAGACAGAUGGAACUGAUUGGUCAACCUCAACAGUCAUGUGCUCGCGUUUCUGAUUGGCCUAUUUUGAUUCACCUCUGGGUAUGUAUAUUUCCUAGCGUAGAGUUUUUUUUCAAAUUCUGUACCACCAAAUGAUUGUUUUUAAAAACUUGUCUGGCAUUGUAAAAUGAUGACCAUUUACAGAAGUAAAGAAUCUAAAUAAGUUACGAAAAUGUGAGACGAAAAUGAGAAAACGAAAGUUCAAACAUACAGGCCUGGAUCGAAAAUGAAUGAGAAUUCGAGUGAGAAGGCAAACUCCUUCUGUCCACACAAAUCACAAAUCAAACCACAUUAAAUGGGCACACUCUUCUUUCUAAAACCUUAUCCUCAUGCUCAGACGCCAAUGGAAAUUAGAAGAAAAGACAGUUGUUUUUUAAACAUUUUCUAUCAUGCAAGACAGAUUUUAUCACCUAAGAUUCUUCUCACGUUACUUUCCAUCUGCAUCUAUUUAUGACUUUCCGCUCUCCUUUUGGUCAUUAUUCGAUGUUAAAUACUUUGUGGAGUAUCGGGCGGAAAGCGCUUUAUUAGGUUGCAAGAUAAUUUUACUUUUUGCAAUCCUAGAAUUUGGUAUACAAGGCCUAACAUGGUCCUUUUACUGUAUUGAAGCUAUGAUGGGUUAAUGUUAUCUUCGCCUCAUUCUCAUUUUCUUUUGGAGCUCGAGAGAUGAUAGAGAGAUUCACAUAGUUUUUAAGGUGACUUUGGCUCGAGGUAGUGACUUGAUGAUCCUAAUUUACAACGAUUGCCGAAUUUACUUAUUGUGCGAUAAUUAUCCGCCCUUUGAUCCUAACACUUUUAUCGUUAAUGGAAAUUGGGAAAAACUUACAUUCAAUCAAAUUGUAUUUAUCUUUGGAUCGACGAACGUUGAAAUCAAAAUUUCUGAUACCUUUUGUGUUUCAAUAUGGCAAAUAUAAAAAAUACACUUCCUUAAUAGCUGGGAACCUCCUAUUUGCGUAAAAGCUGUGCUUUUUAGGCGAAAUUUACACUAACAUUUGAUAAACACGUACAUCUCUGCAGUGUUUCAUUAAGGAUCACAUUGAACGAUAAAAACAAGCCGCGAAUUUCUUGUCUCUUUUAUUAAGUUAUGUACAAUGUUUAUGCUUGCAAUAAAGUACGUUUAAGGUAUUUCUUAAUCUAAAAACUUUACACAUUAUUAUCUUAUUUUAUACUAUUCGGCAAUAACAGCUUGUUGUUAAUAUGUAAUUUUGAAAAUUGCAGCCAGCUUCCUAGCGAUCAGAUGCUAUUUAGAGCAACAACUGUUUUCAUAUGCAUUUAAGUUCUGUGCAGAGUACAAACAAGUCCCUGUCAACACCUCAUCAACAUACACUCAAAUUGGGAAAGACUUGAUCGAGAAUCAGCUUUUCCACUUGUUCAGAAAACACUAAUGGCUGGCUGGAAGCAUUUAACCCUUGUUUAUGCAUUUUAUGCAACAUUUGCAAGAAUUAAUUGCAAUGGAAUCGCCGUUGUUGGUUAUGAAAAUGUUAAAACCAACUUGCCUGGUAUUUCUUCAUUCGUUGCACCGAGCAUGCUUGUUUGCUUGCACAAAUGCGCAUUGAACGAGGUAUGCAACAUCGCCUGCGCGCAGCAUUCUUCUUCAUCUCGUGUUACAUGCAACUUCUCGUACUUGGAAAAUCUAUCUAACAUCAAGCAUCAUCUCUAUGCCAAAAAAGGGUUUAGCGUCCAUGUGCUGCAAAAAACUAAAGCAAUGGAGAAACAGCCGACGCCAACACAGGAACCUAAAAAAUACCCAGAAUGCACGUUCGCUGCUUUGUUUUAUUUAAAGAUGACAGAUCAGAGUAUGUAUCUUGCUUACAAUGGCGACAGCUUAAUAUUAACAGACCAAAAGGCAAAGGCAGAGAAGGUUUGCAUUAUAAAUGGCGGCAAAAACAUGUACCUUACGGACCAGAAAAAGUGCUUGACGGGUGCAAGCGGCAGCCUUGGCAUGAACAGUGACUGUACAGCAUUAGGUACAGAAAUCAAGUUCGUCGAUACAACCAGAGUGAAAUAUGAUACAGGUUGUCUUCAGGCAAUCAAUUUAGAUGCGAUUGUUGUUGGAACAACACUUGCCUUUAAAUCUGAAUGCAACGACAGCCGCGUUCAGUUCACGACGGUUUCAGUUACUUCAGAUUGAGAACAUGGCGGCUUUUCAAAAUCCCGAACACAGUUUUUUAACUGUUAUAUAACUGUAUACCGUUAUUUAAAUUGAGGGUCUUUCUCUGCACCAAAGAAGAUGAGAAUUUCUCAAGUCUGCACACUGAUCACAUUCUUUAAAUUUUCACCUAUUGUUUAUUUACAUGACAGCAUUUCUACUUUGAAAUGUGACAAGAAAUUCUUAAAGAGAUUUACUAUCAAUCAAACUAGUCAUACUUGUCUGAUGACUGCGAAACCGUUUGAUGAAACAAGAUCAAGACAUUUGAUUUGAUUGAUCAACUCUUCAAACUAUUUCUUGAUUGUAUAUUUUCCAUGAACAACCUGUACGUAAGAGUUAAAAGAUUCGUUUAUUGUUGUGUUUUCUGUUUCUUUGACAACCAGGUUAUUACCUUUUUAAGAGAAGCCAUCCUUACAAGUAAGCACUGUGUUUGUGUACAAGUUACACGAGGCCAAGCCUGCAGCGAUUUGCUCAGAGCGGGUGUAGCGAAACUUUAAAGGCUCUGAUUUAGCGGUGUAGCGGUAUUUUUGCGCACAACGGGCCAAGCAUGAUAUUCUAUGCUUGAAAAAUUUAUCAUUAGCAACUCUCACAUGCGCUAUAAAAAACGUGUCAUAUGAUGUCACACACAGCUUUGGUUGUAUAAAAGUACGCGUGUCGAUACCUGUCAGCUAUUUCUAGUCGCCUAAUGACAAAAAAGUCAGUAAAGCCUGGAUCUGUAAUUUUGCCUAGUAGUAGGUAACACAGGGAAAUAAAAAUCAGCGGUUACUCACUUCGAUAGGAUCUCGGUUACUCACUUGUACAAAGAAUCUCAUUCAUGUUUCAGGGUCUGUUUUUCUUUGUUUCUGUAAAGAUGGUGCGUCCCAGCUUUUAUCGGAAAAAGCAGGUUUAAAUACAUCCUUCUGCUCAUCACAAUACGCACCUUUGUCAAAAAGGAUCCUAUUUCUUGUUUCAUUAUAUCAACAAUUCUUUUUUAAUGUGCCAAGGUAGAGUCAAUAGGGCAAUAACUUUAUCGACCUGCAACCUGUAUAAGACAGAGAGAGGAAGUGGCAAAUGAAUAAUAGAGUUUUCCCCCUUCGAGAUUUAAAUUGUUAGUCAUUCAUUUGCAAAAUUUUUUAGUGUAUAACUCCCAGCGGCGUAGAUAGAGGGGCUAGAGGGGGCAAAAAACCCCUGUAAAGCUUAAAUGUUAUUUUAUGGGAUAAUUUCUGAACCUGUUGGAAAUAUAACAUGGCUGUCAUUUUUAUCUUAUUUGCAUUUCGAGAAAAAAGGUUUUAAAAGUGAAUAUAUGAAUUUCUGUUAUUGCUAUGAAACAGAUUGGUAAUCUCUUUCAAUUAGGCCUGGUAUUCAAAAAUGCCUUUUUAGAGGAGAAACCCAGAAACAUUUUCAAGCAGUGGCGGCGCCAGCUGCCGCAGAGUGGGAAGGUGAUGGUUGUUGCCCGUGAGACCACGCCCUAUUGGCCUCGUUUCAUUGCUUUGUAUCAGGUCAAAUUUCCUUAGAAAAUAUGAUCUACCCCUACCUAGUGUUUUUUAAUCCGCUUUAAGACGAAAUAUGUAGACCAUGUUUCGACAAAAGUGGGGGGGGAUUAUUACCCCAAUUAUCCCCCAUACCACCCCUAGGCGCUGCCACUUUAUUCAAGUAAACUGUGACGUCAUGCUUUUAAGGAAGCCUGUUAGGGAGAGUCAUUAUUAUUAAGCGGAAAGGUGUUUCGACAUCGCUAAUUGGUUUCGAAGAAAUUUCUGUAACGGGUUUGAUGAUGCUUUUCCGCAUCCGCGUGGAAGGGAAAAAAGUGACACAGAGGCGAAAAAAUUGAAGAUUUGUCCGUUUUCUUCCAGCAAACAUUAAUAUAGUGGUUUGGGUUUCUAUGGGUUUUAAUGGAUUUUGAUUAAUUGCAGGUCAUGGUUAAGAGAUUUAAAUUGUGUUGACGUUUGCCUCCUCCUAACACACAGACAUUGACCAUGGCUACUUAAUUAGUCAUAAGCCCAUUACGAAGUUGAUAAUAACAAAAAAUAUUUUAAUUGAAUAUAUCAUAACUUAUCCGAAUGUUUACAAACAAAACAAUGGUGGAAUGAUCAAUAUUCGGUGAUUGGAAAUUGAUUAUUAUGGCAAAUUGUAAUUGCAGUUACACCUACAGCCUAAAAUACGAGAGCAGAAAACAAUGGGCUUUUAUUGGACUUGCGUUGAAAGUUUUUGAGCUUCCUAGUUUACUGUGGUGACUUCCGUACUUUUUUUAAUAAACUUGCAGAAGUUCUGACCUCCCAAACCUGUCACCAAUUCCUUGGUAAGAAUUUUAGUUGGUCGGCAAGAU